Messenger RNA from Brienomyrus brachyistius, 5022 nucleotides. RefSeq names its product protein transport protein Sec24D-like. Gene Ontology annotation, cellular component: endoplasmic reticulum exit site; COPII vesicle coat. Gene Ontology annotation, biological process: COPII-coated vesicle cargo loading; endoplasmic reticulum to Golgi vesicle-mediated transport; intracellular protein transport. The record is from RefSeq and is a predicted model, not a curated record. The coding region runs from base 148 to 3192 and encodes 1014 amino acids. The transcript has 23 exons. Gene Ontology annotation, molecular function: zinc ion binding; SNARE binding. NCBI's taxonomy places the organism in Eukaryota, Metazoa, Chordata, Actinopteri, Osteoglossiformes, Mormyridae.
UGUGGACAUAGGCACCGGUCCGCUGUUGGAGUUUGACGUGGCAUUCAGCUCUCAUUUACAGUGCGCACCGUGCUGAACCUUAACCAGCUGAACCUUCCAAUCAGUUCUUGAUCUGGGAUGAGAAGAGUCUGAACGGGACCAGGCGCGAUGAGUCAGCAGGGCUUUGUGGCUGGUUUCUCUCAAGGUGGCUAUUCUAGCGCCUACGGAGCCUCGAACCCCCAGACUCACUACGGGCACUUCGCGGUCCCGCCACAAGGGGUCGCCCCAACGCCAGCCACGUUCAAGACGCCCACAUCUCCUGGAUCCGGCAUGCCUCUACCUCCAGGGACUGGCCAGUUCAUGACCAAUGGUCUGCACAAUGGAACGAGCGAGCAAAGGUUCCCGCCUCCUACCUCAGUCCCUUCUCCGUCUGCCUACCCUCUCCCCACUGGUCCCAGAUUGGCUGCUGCACCAGCUUCCACACAGCAGCUGACCAAUCAGAUGGGUGGCAUGCAAAUCGGCGGAUAUGGCCAAAGCUUACUGCAAGCUCCUCAGCCCCCUAUGAGUUCUGUGGCACUGCAGACAAUGUCUUCACCACCCUUGGGACAUGUCCAGCCAUUGCAGGCCCCUCCCACAUGUCCUCCUCCAAUGGGCGUGGGCCCAGCCAUGGGCACCAUGGGCACAGUCCCACCAAUGGGCAUGCCCGGAUCAUUCCCAGGCCCGCCCCCUCCCAGCAGUGGUACACUCCAGCAACUUUCAGGAUUAUGUGGGCCGCAGGAGUUACUGCAUCAGCAAGGUGGAUACGGGGGCCAACCAGCGGGCUCUCUGCCCGGCUUCCCUGGGGCCUUUCCCCCCGGGGCAGCACAGAUGGCGGGGCCCCCACAGAAGAAAUUGGACCCCGACUCCAUCCCCAGCACAACACAAGUGAUUGAGGACGACCAGGCCAAGCGUGGUGGGCAGAUCUACACCACCAAUCUCAGGGGCCAGGUCCCCCCCCUGGUCACUACAGACUUUGUGGUUCAGGACCAAGGCAACGCCAGCCCGCGAGUCAUGCGCUCCACAGUCUACUCCUUCCCCUGCACCGCCGACCUCGCCAAGCAGUGCCAGGUGCCCCUGGCGGUCACCAUCAAGCCCCUCGCUCUCAUCCCCAAGAACGAGACCCCCCUGUACACAGUGGACCACGGCGAGGCUGGACCCAUCCGCUGCAACCGUUGCAAGGCCUACAUGUGUCCUUACAUGCACUUUAUAGACGGGGGGCGGCGUUACCAGUGCGGCUUCUGCAGUUGCGUCAAUGAAGUGCCGACGUUUUAUUUCCAGCAUCUGGAUCACGUUGGCCGCAGGGUGGACGCCUACCAGAGGCCUGAGCUCUCCCUGGGCUCCUACGAGUUCAUCGCUACCCCAGAGUACUGCAAGGACAAGAAGCCCCCGAAUCCACCAGCGUUCAUCUUUAUGAUCGACGUGUCCUAUUCCAACAUCAAGAGCGGCCUGGUCCGACUGGUGUGUAACGAGCUGAAGGGGCUGCUGGAGAGACUUCCAAGGGAGGAGGGGGCUGAGAGCUCGGUGGUCAGGGUGGGCUUCGUGACCUACAACAAAAUCCUGCACUUCUACAACGUGAAGAGCACCCUGGCCCAGCCCCAGAUGAUGGUGGUGUCAGACGUGGCUGAGAUGUUCCUGCCCCUUCUUGACGGCUUCCUCGUCAGCUUCCAGGAGUCGCGAUCUGUCAUCAGUAGUCUGUUAGACCAGAUUCCAGACAUGUUUGCUGACACCGGAGAAAGCGAGACGGUCUUUGCCCCCGUCAUCCAGGCCGGUGUCGAGGCUCUGAGGGCAGCGGAGUGCAGCGGCAAGCUCUUCAUUUUCCACUCCUCGAUCCCGACCGCUGAGGCCCCCGGGAACCUGAAGAACCGCGAUGACAGGAAGCUGUUCAACACAGAGAAGGAGAAGACUCUCUUCCAGCCCCAGAAGGGCGUCUACGAGCAGCUGUGCAAGGACUGCGUCACCAGCGGCUGCUGCGUAGACCUCUUCCUCUUCCCCAGCCAGUAUGUGGAUGUGGCCACCAUGGGCAGCGUAUCUAUGCACACCGGAGGCUCCGUCUACAAGUACAACAACUUUCAGGUGGACAUUGAUGGGGAGCAUUUCCUCAGAGAUCUCAGAAGAGAUGUGGAAAAGCCGGUUGGGUUCGACGCCAUCAUGCGAGUCCGUACCAGCACAGGCUUCAGAGCCACAGACUUCUAUGGCGCCCUCCACAUGAACAACACCACCGACGUGGAGAUGGCAGGUGUGGACUGCCACAAGGCCGUCACUGUGGAGUUCAAGCAUGACGACAAGCUGAGCGAGGACACGGGGGCCUUGAUUCAGUGCGCGCUGCUGUACACAUCCGUCGGGGGGCAGAGGCGGCUGCGAAUCCACAACCUGGGCCUCAACUGCUCCUCCCAGCUGGCCGAGCUCUUCAAGAGCUGCGAGACGGACACCCUCAUCAACUUCUUCGCCAAGUCCGCGUACCGUGCCAUGGUGAACCAGCCGCUGAAGACAGUGCGUGAGAUCCUGGUCAACCAGACGGCCCACAUGCUGGCCUGCUACAGAAAACACUGCGCCAGUCCCUCCGCAGUCAGCCAGCUGAUUCUCCCAGACGCCAUGAAGGUGCUCCCCUUGUACAUGAAUAGCUUGAUGAAGAGCGCCGCCCUGGUGGGCAGUCCUGAGCUGUCCACUGAUGACAGGGCCCUGCACAGGAUCACGGUGACGAGCAUGGGCGUGGAGGAGACGCAGGCCCUUCUCUACCCCCGGCUCAUGCCUGUGUACUCCAUGGACAUGGUGAGCGACACGCUGCCCCCUGCUGUCCGCUGCUCAGAGGAGCGCCUCUCUGACAGCGGGGCAUUCCUGCUAGAGGACGGCCGGCGGAUGUUCCUGUGGCUGGGCCAGAGCUGCUCCCCGGAGUUCAUCCAAGGCGUUUUCAACGUGCCGUCCUUCACGCACGUCAGCCCGGACAUGACUUCAAUACCCGAGCUAGACAACCCUCUCUCUAAGAAGCUGCGGACUGUCAUGGAACGCAUCAGCCAGCAGAGGGCGCAGGCCAUGAAGCUCCUGAUAGUGAAGCACAAGGAAAAGUCGGACAUGCUGUUCCGUCAGUACCUGGUGGAGGACAAGGGCCUACAUGGAGUCUCCUACAUGGACUUCCUGUGCCACGUCCACCGCGAGAUCCGACAGCUGCUGACCUAACCGGGGAGGCUCGGUGUCACCGGCUGGUACUGAUAUCUGUGGCAUUAUCACUAUGAAUAAUCAUAACAUAAAUCUUUUAACCGGGGCAAUAUUUAAAACACUCAGCCUGGCAUGUCCACACUUUUCAAAAGCCGGCUGUCCAUCCUAGCACCACUAUUAAAGCAUCUUUAUCUCUCUGGGCUGUUUAGAGCAGCGCUUCCCGAUUCGGUCCUGGGGUCACACGGACAGUCCACAAAUUUGCUCCCUCCUGUCCAGCAGGGAGUUCAGAGGGAGCAAAAACAUGGACCGACUGUGGGUCCCCGAGGACCGGAUUGGGAAACACUGGUUUAGAGUGAUACACAGACUCACAGCGGUCAUAGAGAGCGGACCAAUCGCUUAGUGCCAAAGGCUGAUUGAGGGCUGCACCGAUCAGCAGUUGUAAACAACACAUCAAUCAUUGAGGACCAAAGAGACUCUUUAUGACAGCUGCAUAAUGUGUAAAGUCUGUUCUGAGAAUCAUUAAUUACCCUCGUAGCAUGUGACUGCACGUCAUGUGACUAUUAUUUUGUAACAAUGGGAUAUGAUUUAAUAUUGUCUGCUAUAAACAGCCUUAAUCGUUUUAACUCAUCUGUAUUUAUUAAAUAUGUGACUAGAAUUACGGCAUUUAGCAUGGGGCAUUUUUCCAAGUCCGUCAAAUAUCAGGUCGUCAGAGUGCUAGUUAGAAAUAAAUGCAAUUGAAUUAUUUAUCCCAAAGCACUAUUUUACAUUGUGUGUAAGAUAUGCUAAUACAAAUUGCUGCAGUCUUAAAAGCGUUAAGAGUUAAGCUCUACUGAUUUGUAUUCCAUUACAAUUCUGCGAUCAGAUCUGAUUGUCCUCCAAAAUCGUCUGAAUCUCUGGUUAGACUUGCUAAUAAGAUCUUUGCUAAUGAGAACACCACAUGUUCACAAUCCUCACCAUAGAGUGAAAAUAAGAAAUUUAGUAAAAUGAUUAAUGUAGUUGUUUGAGUUCUCUGUUAGUCACAAAGGAAGUUGUCAGAUAUCGGUAAAAAGGAAAAACAGCCGUUUCUUAUGACUUUAUAGGUGCAUCAACUAGGUCUUAUUUUAAAACAUCCCAUAAUUUUGCACAUUUAUGUAAUUCAUAUGCAGUUUGAAAAUAUAUGUGUAUGUAACACAUGUAAUCUGAUAAUACUCAAGCAAAACAGUUUCCUAGACCAGAAAGCACAGAUCGAUACUGUGACUGUAUUCCUUCCCUUUUGCAUAUUUUUAAGAUUCAAACUUGACAUGGAUAGGAAAUAUUUGUUUGUACGUCUCAGGUACGAUGUGUCCUACAAAACCUUUGUAUAUGAAUAAAGGAAAUGGGUUGGUAUAUUGCAAGAAAUCCACCCACCCAUCCAUCUCCCAAACAAUUUUCCUGGUCAGGGUCUAGGGCAGCAUGGGGCACAAGGGUUGGAUACCCCCCACCCCCCCCCAGGCAGGAUGCGAAUCCAUCACUGGGCACUUACACAUGCGUACUCAUGCACUAUGGGUAAUUUAGAAACGUCAUUUAGCCUGACUGUGUGUGUUCAGGCUUGUGGGAGAGAACCUGUGCAACACAGGGACAAUAUGCAAGCUUUACAGGGCCAGUGGGAUUUGAACCCAAACCCUAGCGUGAGGCAGCACAUCCACUCAGCAGCACGAGCGACAAUUGGGUGUAAUUUGUUGUAUGAGUGCAUCCAUGAGAAUUGUGCAAUGUGUUUAUAUAUUCCUAUAUAAUAUCUCCUAGUGUUUUUUUGUAUUAUUAUUGUACUAAAGCAUCUUAUAAUCUAUCUGAGGACCUGUAACCCUCUGACAAUAAAUGUUCUAUUCAGGAGGA